Prorocentrum cordatum is the source of this 1142-nucleotide messenger RNA. Lineage: Eukaryota; Dinophyceae; Prorocentrales; Prorocentraceae. The record is from the annotation of a GenBank genome assembly.
GUGUCCCGCACAGCAAGAAGAUGUCGAGCCAGAUAUCAGGAUGGAGAUGCCCGUGUGGAGAGAAGGUGCCAGUCACAAAGUGGAAUUGCAAGUGUGGCACCCACUUCAGUCAGCGCAUGCAGAUGGAAGCCGAGGCCAGCCUGACCUGGGACCCGCCGCCGCUCGACGAGUCCAAGGUCGCCGCGUACCGUGCCAAGGCCAGGAUGAAGAUGGAGUCCCUCGCACUGUCCGCCAUCGCAGCCAGGGCGGCAGGCAUGGACGACGCAGAGGCGCGCUACGAGAUAUCGAUGUGGUUCCGCAAGAUCAAGCACGACCAGACGAAGCUGGCGGAGGAAGAGACCUCAGUUGCAGCCGAGAUCGACGAGCUCAAAGCCCAGAUCGAGCAGCUAGUUCAGGAGGAGGCAGAACAGACGGACGAGGCCAUGCAGGCUCAAAUGCCCGUCAUCCCGCAACACCUCAUGGUGCCAGUGGUACCCCAGCAUUGCCUCAAUGCCAUGAAUGCCAAGGGUCACGGCAAGGGUGCUCAGGUUACAGUACCAGCGUAUGGAGGACAACAACCAGCGCCGCAGGGACCAGUCGUUGGAGGCAUCACGGCAGAACAGGCUUCCCAGCUCAACGGAGUCAUCCAGCAGAUGGAAAACAACAAGCAGCAGUUCACAGCCAUGAACAACCAGAUGCAGCAGAUGCAGCAAUACAUAGUCGGUCUGACCACGGCGAUCAGCGAUCUGAACAGGCAGAAGAUGACAGCAGAACGCAUGCCAGCACCGCCUUCGCCGACAGCGAGCACAGAGGCAUCGACGCCAGGGAUGGACGUUCAUGCCACGGCCACACAACAGGGGGACGUGGGGUUUCGCAUGGGCCCGCUCACCAUCGCCCCGACGAGCCUCGCCCAGGCCUUCGAGGAGUCGCAGCAAGAGCAGAUCCCAUUCGAGGGCACGCUCACUCCCAUCUCGCCGACCCAGGAGGUCAAGGAGAUCGAAGCUCUUCCAGGCCCACCGAGGUCCAUCGCAGGCUACCAGGACAAGUUCGGGGAAGCAGAUUCAGCGCCCCCCAGGACAGCGUCCGAGGCCGUGAAGUCUGGAGACAGCCCGGCCAGGAAGAUGCAGAGGGGAGACGACGAGAUAGUGCACAUCAUGGACGAG